AUGUCUGCAUCGUUCAAGAUUGCAAAAAAGAAAUACUCUCAGCAAGAACUGAGGCGUAUAAUGAGUGAAACAAAAGCAGCCAAACAGCAACAACAAUCAGAUGCUACGGCAAAACGGAUCGAAUCUCCACUAGCAAAAUAUAAUGAUGCAGGUCAACUUAUGUGCAUCCUUUGCCGAUCGGUGGUUCGAUCGGAGGCAGUUUGGAAAGUACACAUUAAUUCAAAGCAGCAUAAGGAAAGUGUUGAAUCUGCUAAAAAGUUGAGAGAAACUCCGGUUGCGAAAGAUGCUUCAACAGAAAGAUUGGUAAAUGAACCAGUUCUAAAGCGUCCCGGAGAUAAUAUUAAUAGUAAAGAUAGCGUACCCAUGAAAAAAUUGAAAGGCAUACUCAAAAAUAACAAGCAACAGACUGUGGUACAAAAUGCAGCUCUGCCAGAUAACUUUUUUGAUGAAAUUUCUUCCGACACCGCCACUACUACGUCUUCUAUACGUAAGGAUCUCGUGAAUAUAAAACUUCCUGAAAAGCAACGUGAACAGAAAGCGGAACUGAUGGAAUUGGAUCAUACGGACACUGAUCUGACAGCCGGUGCAUUACCAGUCGAAGAUGAGAAAUUGCCGGAAGGAUUUUUUGAUGAUCCAAAAAUGGAUGCUAAAGCUCGCAAUCAAGAGUAUAAGGAUCCAAAUGAUGAAGAGUGGGAAAAAUUUCAGAAGGAAAUUAAAGAAGCAACAAACGUCUCGAUGGCCAUUAUCAGCGAGGAGCAGGAGGAGUCAACUGCCGAACGGCAAAUAUCAGAAAUAGACGAACAAAUUCGAAAUUGGUCACGAGUUUUGGAUUUAGAAAAAAAGAAGGAACAAGUUAAAAUCAUGAAAGGAGCAACUGGCGCAAAGAAUGGUGGUAAUGUUUUACAUAGGAAUAAUCGCGCAACGCACACAGAUUCCGAUGAUGACAGAGAAGAUGACGAUGAAGAUGAGUUUAAUGAAUUUUUAGAUUGGAGAGCGAAAAAAUCAUACAAAUAG
Molecule: messenger RNA, 1014 nt
Organism: Anopheles nili
Lineage: Eukaryota; Metazoa; Arthropoda; Insecta; Diptera; Culicidae
Product: zinc finger protein 830
Exons: 2
Coding region: 1-1014 (337 amino acids)
Biological process (GO): mitotic DNA damage checkpoint signaling; mitotic DNA replication checkpoint signaling; nuclear DNA replication
Cellular component (GO): spliceosomal complex; nucleus
Molecular function (GO): zinc ion binding; nucleic acid binding
Source: RefSeq, a predicted model, not a curated record